AUGCUCCUUGACCAUCCUUGCUCUGCCCCCAAAACUGAUGAUAGCACCUCUAGAAUUAGAAAAAUUCCUCAUUUCUAUUCUGUUGGUCUCAAGGAUUAUCGAUCUGCGAUCAGUUGGCCGGUGGCGGGGCUAUUUCUUGUCGCGAUUGGUCUGACCAAGCUUUGCCUGAUCGGCUUGCAUCGCAUUGAAGUGGCCAAUGCUAUUGCAGAUCAUCGAGCUCGCCUUCUGGGGACAUUCGGCUCCUUUUUCUCUCCCUCUCACUCCCUCUCUUUAUCUUCUUUUUCACCUAAUUUAUAUUAUUCUCUCUCUCAAUCAUCUUCCUCUACUUUUGGGUUUUGGGCUGCCGGACAGCCUGGAUUUCGACUUUCCAGUCUCCUUGCUUUAUAUGGGUUAAAUAUUGGCCUCGUAGCAGGACCUAGACUCCUGUUUUUUUGGGCAGGCCAGGAAUUGAACUGGAUUAAUAUCAGAAAGCACCACUUCCCUCUUAAACAUGAAUCAAGGCUUGGGUUAUCAGGCAACAAAAAUAUCAUUCCUUUGACCAGAGUAGGUCUCCUGUUUUACCAACAAGACUGGUAUUGCUUGUCUUGUCUGAAUAUUCUUUUAAUCUACUCCUACAAACAUAAACGUGGAUUCUAUUUUCAUCAUUGA
This is a messenger RNA of Protopolystoma xenopodis, 648 nucleotides long. The record is from the annotation of a GenBank genome assembly. NCBI's taxonomy places the organism in Eukaryota, Metazoa, Platyhelminthes, Monogenea, Polystomatidea, Polystomatidae.